AUGUCAAGUAAAAAAAAAUAUACAGGCGGAAAGCCAAGACAUAAUCUUAUCACGCAUAUAAUUCCUACGAAUGAAUAUGUAAAUCCAGAAAAACCUAGUGAUAAAUGGUGUUUAUGUUAUUAUUGUAAUAAAGUUAAUGAAGAAUUACAAAAUUAUGAAAGGUCUCGUAUAGAUUUUGAUAAUGCUUUUGAAUUUGAUUCUGACGAUAAUAAUAAUUAUGAUUCAGUAUCUAUUUACUCAGAACAAACUACAAGAUCAACAGAAUCUACUACGAGUCAAAGUACUAAUAUAUUACAAAUUUCUAAUCCAAAUAAAAUAAUACAUUAUAUAGCUCGUACACUUACUUGUAAAGAACAAACCCAAUUUGAAAAAAGUAUUCUUAAUAUGACUAUUGAAAAUGGGUAG
Molecule: messenger RNA, 405 nt
Organism: Dentiscutata heterogama
Lineage: Eukaryota; Fungi; Glomeromycota; Glomeromycetes; Diversisporales; Gigasporaceae
Source: the annotation of a GenBank genome assembly